This is a messenger RNA of Gambusia affinis (western mosquitofish), 7010 nucleotides long. RefSeq names its product thyrotropin releasing hormone receptor 2 (gene trhr2). Gene Ontology annotation, biological process: phospholipase C-activating G protein-coupled receptor signaling pathway. The record is from RefSeq and is a predicted model, not a curated record. NCBI's taxonomy places the organism in Eukaryota, Metazoa, Chordata, Actinopteri, Cyprinodontiformes, Poeciliidae. The transcript is spliced from 6 exons. Gene Ontology annotation, cellular component: membrane. Gene Ontology annotation, molecular function: thyrotropin-releasing hormone receptor activity. The coding region runs from base 522 to 1868 and encodes 448 amino acids.
GGCACUCUGUGUGUUCACAUCAUGUAGACAACAGUUGGAUCAUGGCUCUGCCGCGGAGCGCGCCGUCAACAGCGGCUGACGCACUAAAACAGUCCGGAGAAAUUAAUCUGGAGAGUAAAAACGGGAUUAAAAGAGAAUUAUGGACGAAUCACAGAGAAUGGAAACACUGAUCAGCCUGCAAAAAGUCUCUGGUAUGGAGAAGAUGCUAACUGGGAGUAAAGGGAAUCGGUAUUCAUGCAGCCUGAUGGCUGUUUUCAGGUAACUGAGGUGUGUUUGGAAAUGUUGGGAUAAAUCCAGUUUUCUUAAUAAAUCAAAUAGAAAACCAGAGGAAUCCUUGAAAACAAGGACUGAGCUGGACUCAGGAUAAACCAGUCGCUAGUUAAACCUUUCUAAAACCUCCUACAUGAGAAGAAGUUCUCCAAAUGAAGAAGAAGAAAGCAUGGCAGCAGGUUGGGGGUCACAACUCUUACUACCCGAUUCAGAUUAAAUGAGCAUCGCUGUCAGUUACCAAACACGCAGACAUGACCCACAACCUCAGCUCCAGAAUCGACACGCCGACCAACAUCUCCCUGAGCGCCGCCGUCUCCGUCUCCGACUCGCUGGAGUACAAGACGAUCUCGGUGUUCCUGGUGCUGCUGGUGUGCUGCGUUGGCAUCGUGGGGAACAUCAUGGUGGUCCUCGUGGUCGUCACCACGCGCCACAUGAGGACGCCCACCAACUGCUACCUGGUGAGCCUGGCCAUAGCCGACCUGACGGUGCUGGUGGCGGCGGGGCUGCCCAACGUAUCCGACAGCCUGACGGGCACCUGGAUCUACGGGAACGCCGGGUGUCUGGGCAUCACCUACCUGCAGUACCUGGGCAUCAACGUGUCCUCGUGCUCCAUCACUGCUUUCACCGUGGAGAGGUACAUUGCUAUCUGCCAUCCCAUCAAGGCUCAGACGGUGUGCACGGUGUCGCGUGCUAAGCGGAUCAUAACCGGCGUCUGGAUCUUCACCUGCGUCUACUGCAUGCUGUGGUUCUUCCUGGUGGACAUUCAGGUCGGCCAGGACGGACAUGUGCAGUGUGGCUACAGAGUGAAACGGGAGCUCUACCUCCCCAUCUACCUCAUCGACUUCACCAUUUUCUACGUCAUCCCGCUGCUCCUCGCCAUCGUGCUGUACGGCCUGAUAGCGCGGGUGCUCUACCUCAGCCCUCUGCCGAGCCACACCGAAACCAGCGCCACCACGCUGAGAAGGAGCUGUCGCGAAACAUCGGAGGCUGCGAGGAUGGGCCGCCAGGGCCGGCCGAAGACGCCGGUCUCCUCCAGGAAACAGGUGACGAAGAUGCUCGCCGUGGUGGUGAUCCUUUUCGCCCUGCUGUGGAUGCCCUACCGGACCUUGGUUCUGAUCAACUCCUUCGUGUCCACGCCUUACCUGGACUCCUGGUUCCUGCUGUUCUGUCGGACCUGCAUCUACGCCAACAGCGCCAUAAACCCUGUGAUUUACAACGCCAUGUCUCAGAAGUUUCGCUCCGCGUUUCGGGGGCUGUACAGCUGCCAGCGAGUGGAGGGUAAUCAGCGGAUGCUGUCCACCGCCCAGACCUGCUUUGGUACUGUCCGAGACCCGCGGCCUGCCCUGCAGAACAGCAGCCAAGCCAAUGAAAAGGAGACGCGGGCCGGCCUGGAGCCUUCCUCGGAUUCAACGUCAAAGCUCCACAGAAGCGAACAUCAGGAGAUGGCGGCGGUGAACGGGAUGACGGCCGAUCAUCGACCCGACGGCGGCCAUCAGGACUUCAGAAGAGAACCAGGAGAAACGCUGCAGGGAGGCGGUCAGGAAUUAGAUCAGUCAGUUAACAAAACACUUGGUUCUGCAGACAGAACCAGUAAAUAAUGUGAAUAAUGUAUAAACCUCCACAUUAUGAUGCUGUGCCAUAUGGUUAUACUCAUCUUCAAAUGCCCACCGCAUGUGUAUAUAUGAUUGUACAUAUAUAUAUAUACAUAUACAUAUAUAAUUUUAAGAGGGUGAGGAUAUUUUUAUUUAACUGUAUUUAAUUACACUCAAAAACAUUAUAUGUUACAAUAGUACGGAAGACAAUUAUGGCCGCUGGGAGAUAAAACAACAACUUUUUUAUCAGUAUUCUGACUUUAAUCUAAGUAAAAGUCAAAGUUCUGAGAUUAAAUUCAGUAUUGUUAGAAAGAACUGCAAAAAUUCUGAGAAAGAAUUAAAAAAUUGUGAUAAAAAAUUGUAAUACUCAGAUUCAAGUCAGAAUUCUGAGAAACAAAUUCUGAAUUCUGAGAUUCAAGUCAGAAUUUUUUUUUUUCAUUGGUCCUAAUCUUCUUCCAUACAAUAGGCUAGUAAAAGCCAAACUUAGAUUUCUGUAUUGAAGCUUUAUUUUUAAAAGAACAAUAUCUGAAGGAAAAUGUGUUUUAUGACUCAGGACAAGUUGUCCAUGAAGCUUUCAUUGAGGAAUUAAUCAGACCCAUUAACAGUUUAGAUGAGUAAAUAACGUCUGAAGGACUUGAAGUUGUUCAACACCAGCAGCAGGACGAUGAUUUUUCCUUCACUUCCUUAAGUGAAGGAAGAUAUUUGCCUGGAAUGUGAGAAGAAUUACCAGAAAUCUUAAUGUCAGAGUCUAGUUGCAUUGAUUUUAUUUAUUUAUCUUUCGCUACUUAUCCCUAAAAACAUGUACUAUAAUGUAUUUAUGCAGAGCUAUUUUCUCCUAGAGUGCAGAGAAAAAUAAACACUAUAAAAAAAGACUCCAAUAACUGAUUUAAACCUCCACAUCUUGUGAAAAAGCAUUUUCUGAAAGGUUGGAGUUGAUAUGUUCUGUGUUGUAAAAAGAAACAAGCCGUGUCUGUGUUGGUGGUAAAUUACAACCUUCUGAAUUUUAUUGGUUUAAUUUGAGCAGCUCUGGUUAGCUUCCGUCUUCAGACUGCAAAACGACUUUAUGGAGCUAAACUGGUACCGUAAAGUUUGUUCAAAAAUAAUAACAAUAAAACUUUAACAAAAAAUAAAUUAGAUUUUAAACUGAAAAAAUAAAAUCUAUGAAAUUACAAACACUGGUUCCGUUAGUUUCUUGAGGCGGACUUGCCGCUUCCAAAAUGGUGGAACUGCGAACGUGUCGGUCCGUUUCUCUAAAGCAGGACAGUUUUCCAGUAUAAAAGCACCUCUUAAAUGAUUGAUUUGGUCUUUUUUUUUUCAGUGGUGAGCUACGCUAACUAAAAAAUUAGUAGCGCUAACCCUAAAGAAGUAAUCAUGAACAUUAGCUAUGCUAACUCUAAAGUGCUGACUUCAAAUCAUAUCAUAUCUGCCCUUUAAUAUGAAUUUGACAUUAUAAUUUACUAUAAUGUCCUUAUAUAUUGUAUUUAUGUUUAUAUCUUGUACUGUCCGUUUUUAUUUUGUUCCUAAAGUUAUUAGGGGAAAAAAGAGAGAACUUGAAAGGAGGAAAUGGAACUGCUGCUUUUUCAGUCUUCAUUCCCUUCAAAAUAAGAGCAUGAGUAUAAACAACUUAUGUGCCCUACACAUUUUUCGAAGUUAGUAAAAACGCUAAACUGCUAAAUGAACAAUUAGCUCUGCUUUUCGCACAUUGGAGGGAGUGUGUCCACCUCUGUACAUUUUUUUAAAUAUUUGUCUUUUACCUUAUUCACCUUUUAAUAAAAGUUGAAAGUAUAUCAAGAAGUAACUUAAUCAACUUUGUACAGAAAAAAAAAGUUUACUGACCUUAAACACAUGAAACGCAGCCAUAAUGUUUUUCAGUGUUUUCACCAUCUUUUGAGUGGAAAGAAAAAUCUAUUUUUUUUCUGCAAAUGGUUGAAAAUACAUUUUCUAGGGACUUGUGUGGAAGCAAAUAAUGUAAAUAAAUAUUACAAUUUUAAAUAUUUAAAGUGCAAAAGCAGUUUUAUGUGUUGCAAUGAAGAAUGCCAAAGCAAAAGCACUAAAACAUUAAUAAAUUCUGUUUUAUUAAUAUUUCUCUGUUUGCAUUAGGAUUUUUUGCUGCUUAUUCCAAAAACUACACUAUCAAAUCUGCAAAAAAAAAAAAAAACCUGACAACCUAAGUUUAGUAACUUUCUCAGAUUAUUACAAUAUCUUCAUAAUUUUGUUAUAAAAUGUCUUAAAAAAAUCUUACAGUUUAUUUCUUAUAUUAAGUAUUAUGCUGCAGUGAAACAGUUUUUGAUUGGAUAAAUAUUUAAGAGUAUUAUUUGCUUCCAUAGCCGUGUCCCAUCAGUCAGCGUUCCCUUUAAUCGUCGACGUCCGUCACUUCGUCUCCCAGCAGACUUAUACUUUUUUUAAUGUGUGUAUUUUAAUGUGUGCAGGAAUAUUUCCUUUCUACCGUCAUAUUUGAUGUCUGACUUCUUUCCUCCUAAUAUUCAGUCACUUUAAGAACCUUGUUACCAAUUUUGUUUUGCCUUUAUUGAAGGUAAAAAUGCUGUAAAUAUGGACGUGUACAUAGAUUUGAAGCUGGAAAUUAGAGACUUUAGCAACUUACACAUUGUAGUGUAAAUAAUAUACAGUGAUGUUUAUGUUUAAUUGUCUGAAUGACUGCAUGUCCACUGACAAUAGUGAUAGUCUGUGUGUGUUUGUAUAUGUUCAUCCUCCCAAAUAUUCGCCUUACUACAGCUAAAAAAAAUAAUAAAACAGAUUUAUAUAUUUAGUUGCAUGAUAGAGUGUAUGAAAUCAACAGUAAUGAUUUUUAAAUAUCUCAAACACUCCCAAUUAAUGUCGGUAAAGCUGCAUAAAUAAUCUCAAAUGUUUACAAUUUGAGUUUUAGGCUGAAAAAUGUGCAUGAAAACUAUUAAUUAAACUAAAUUGAAUAUAAAGAAAACAAUAAAACAGAAAGUAAAAGAAUAAUAGUAGAAUAAUAUUGUAUUUGAAACAUAAAUACCUCAUUACUUUUAAUUUAUGAUUAAAAAUCUGGGCAGUUAUAUAGGUUAGUUUGGAUAAUUUUUCUUUUUACCUUAAUCAAUAAAAUGAACUUUCUGGGUUUCCUCAGGUUAUCUUUGUGUGAUGUUAACAUUGUAUUUAAUCAUUUUAAACAUUUAGGUGAGAAAGAAACUCAAAAAGUUCAGAGAUUUGUACAUUUCUUUGGUAUUUUAUCACCAGUUUAUCCAACUCUUAUGGAGAUGUCCCUGUUUAUUGAAUCGACAAGAAGUAGUACAAUUAAAAAUAAUGGAAAUGAGGUCAAGAUGUAAUUACUGAUCAUAUAAUUUAGUGAAGUGUGGUUGUCUAACAGAUGAACUACUUUGUUUUUCAGGUACAGAAAUCGUUCCUUUUGGACUUUUACCCACAACCAGAGAACAUGUAAGGGAAAACUGUAGUUACAAAAUAAAAGUGCAAAAAUGCUUCCAAUAAGGUUACUGUUCUUAGUUGGGGGAUUGAAUUGUUUUUGAGGAUUUAAAAAAAUAAAACGAAUCAAUAAAAAUACUAUUUUCAGAUAUGUAGAAUGUAAUACUUCAAAAAAGUUAUUAUUGUAGUUGUGUAAAUUAAGUAUACUGUUUCAAUUUUUUCCAAUUUAUUUGCCAAAUCAUGCUUGUGUUUUGUUUAACUAUUUAGGUUCUGAUUAUUUUUAUGCAUUUGCUUCAUUUUGAAAUCAUAAAAAUUAUUUUCCUAAACAUCCCUCAAAUCUACAAGCAGCACUUUGACUGUUUUAAAUGAGCUGCUAAUGCUUGAUUUUGUUAUUCAUUUGUGUGAAAACUGAUUUUAUUAUUUUCACUAAAUGAUUUCCUUAAAGUACUGCUCAUGUUUAUGUCUUUAAAAUAAAAAAGCUCUGUUGCGUGGCCAACAUAUUUACAAAAACAGUCCUAACUGUAAGUUAAGCUGCUCAUGCAUUAAACCUUAGCAUUGUUAGCUUCAGCUUACAGACAGUUUAUAAAGCUUAAUACAAGUUUAUGCAGACCUUCGAUUAAAUUAGCAUUGUUUGCAUUAGCAGCAUUUUUAUUGCCAUGACUGCCACCAGCUUCAUGUACUACACUUUUGGCAUAGUUUGUAAUAGUACUGUUAGCACUAGCAGUUAGCUUGAAAAGUGUUAUUUGUACGGUUUGGACCAGUAAAGCAGCAUCUUCAUUGUCAUGACAACCAUUAGCAUUAUCCACUACAUGUCAUAUUGUCACUGUUGGUACAGUUUUUGUUAGCACUUUUAGCUUUAGUGGUUAGCUUGCUUGUCUUGGCACAGUUUGUGUUAGCACUGUUAGCAUUGGCGGAUAGCUUCAUUUGUUUUAUUUAUUUUUCUUUAAGCUUUGUUUCUUGCCUGACUGAUAUUUUGAUUUCUAAAUGAAGCACAAAUAUUUAAAAAAUUGACAAAUGCAGCUGAUCUAAAGGGAUGAAUAUGUUUGGGGAAAUAAAAUAAAUAGAAAAAUGGAAAUACCUUUAGAAAUAUAGCAAAAAAUGUAAUGGUACGGUAAAUGACCUUAAGAAAAAAGUAUUGUUAAUUAGAACUACCAACAUUAAUUUGUUUAUUAGUGAAUACAUGAAUGUAUGCAGACAUAUUUUUAGUAUAUUUUUAUGUUCUUACAAUUUCAGCCUUUCAUAAAUUGCCUCAGCCUGAAAAAUAAAGUAUUUGCACCUCUUUGGGACCAUUCCUCCACCUUAAUUUCUUCCUGUGUUUUUAACUUGUAAUGUGUUCUCUGACACUUUACUCGAUGUAAAUUUAAAAGGAUUAUUUGGUGUAAUGUGUGUGAACUUGUGUAGACGUGUGCGGACUGUUACUGUAAUUCUGUAAUUAUUUGGCCCUGGAGAGCUGCUGGUUUGUUGUGUUCUUGAAUGUGCUGUAAUCACAGAUUCAUUUAAAGUGCUUUUGGUUUUUAAAAGUGUUGUUAUCUUUGUUGUUGGUGUAAGAAAAUGUUUGAUUGUGUGAAGAAAAUUGCAGCGUGCUCUGCUCUGUGGUGCAGUGCAGUGGCUUUCGCUCGGCAUCUUUACAAAAGGUAUUUUAAAAAGUUUUAAAUGUUUCUUAGUUUUUGUGGUGCAGCAUUAUUUUUAGCAAUGUAAAGUUGAAACAAAAUACAUGAAAGAUUGAGUUCUUUAUAAAUAAAUGUUUGA